Seminavis robusta is the source of this 891-nucleotide messenger RNA. The record is from the annotation of a GenBank genome assembly. NCBI's taxonomy places the organism in Eukaryota, Bacillariophyta, Bacillariophyceae, Naviculales, Naviculaceae.
UAUCCCAGACUGGCCGCACCAACAGCAUUUCGUUGCUCUCUCGUUUUUGAAAGCUCACAAUUUCCAUCUCUAUUAAUAGCUAGCCAGCCAGACCACAAGAAACCCAACAACAGAUUCAAAUUCCUUUUCUUUUGUCAGCUAACAUGAAAAUCUCAAUGAAUUCCGUUGCUUCUAUCAUCGUGGCACUUGUCUGCCUCUUCGCUCCGAGCGCUGAGGCUCGCUUGGGGGCUGAAAACAGUGGUGAAGCGCAACAAGAUGAUCCCAACGUGGUGCGCCGUCUUCCUCAUUUUAUUACCUGGGAUUCUGACACUUACAUCUACCACUAUGGAUGUGACAACGAUGGGAUUAUUGACAUGAAGAAUGAUGACGGAGACGAGAUUGUUGUGGUAUGGUCCGAGGGAGGCCGUACCAGCUGCUCAGCUUCCGGUGAUGUUUCUCUCAAACGGGGAGCAGUAAAAGGAUCCUUUGACCAAGUCGAGAUCUACGUCGGCGAGGAUGGUGAUCACUUUCUAUUGACCGGUAAGGUGGGCGACACCAAUCUUGUCAUGUUUGGUGAGACCUCCGGCAGCAGCAGGAGGAGGCUUGAGGAUGGCAUUCUGUCUUUUGAUGUCGACGCUUACAUUGGCGGUGUCCUUGAACUGGAUCGAAGCCAAGAUCGUCUCGUUGUCAAGGGUUCAGAUGGAUCAAUCAUGAGAGACCCCAGCUACAAGUUCCAGGCCAAGGGUUCCAUCUGAAGAGGCAGACACGACACCGAUCCAAUCAACCUAGCAAUCGAAGCAGCAAGGAAGAUAGCAGCUAUAGUUCCGCGUUAUUACCGUUUCUGACAGUGUGUUUAGACUAAAAACUACAUUAUAAUCUCCACUUUUAUUGUCCCUACUUCGGUUAGCAGGA